AACUGAAACGGAAACGGAAUCUGCAGUAAUUCGCAGCGAAAGCGUGGCAAUCGGAGCCUCAAACAAAAACAACAUAGCUAACUGGGCGAAAAGGACUGCAGCAAGGGCAAGGGGGCGAGGAGAUGCGGAUGCAAGAAGCCGAGCGGGUGCAGUCGUGUGAAAAUUGUUGUAUCGAAAGUGCAUAAAAUGUGGCCCACAAACAAUUAGCGGAAUAAGCAGAGCACGGAGAACAAAACAAAAGUCGGGCUAACUAGAAAGCAAACAGGAUGUCAAGGACUUGAGCCGGGGGAGGGGCUUGGUGGCGCAGGCUAAGGGUGCCAGGAAGGGUGAGACUAACGGGACUUAGGGCGCAUCAGGAUCCGCAAGUGUCGCCAAGAUGCGUACCUACUACACGGCGAAGGACAUGCGAAAAUACGGCGAUUUGAGCUAUGAAAGCAAAUACCUGCUGGAUCCGAAGUUUAUGACGAAGAGGGAUCUGCAGCAAUACUACCGCUACUACAACAUGAACAAGAAUCGCGGCCAAUUCAAGAAGAUAGUGAUUGUGAUCUUCUGCCUCUGCGUGUUUUCCUACCUGUGCGUGGACUAUAACCUCAGGACGAAGCUGCUCCGUUUCCGCGAUGGCUUCGAUUUCAUGGCGCGCAUCGAGGACCACUAUGGCGGAAAUGUGACCACGGCCUACUUCGUGGACACUCCUGGCUGUCGGAUGCCGCACUUCGAGGUCACCGACGACACCAUUGCCCAGUUCAUGUUCAAGCCACGACCCUACAGCUGCAACAGGCCUCUGGUCCGGACCAGUGACACGGUGCCCGGCGAGCUGCACCUCAACCUGGACUCCAGUGAGCUGCUCGCCUACUACAACAUCAGCGACCUGUCCUCCGUUAACUGCACCUUCUCGGAGGUGAAGCGGAACACCGAUUCCAGCAACAGCCACAGUCCGGCUGUGGGUUUCAAGCUCAAGAAGGUUGUGAAACUUCCGCCCGGCCUGGAGUUCAUUUGCAUGUGGUGCUAUGAUUUCUCGGACAAACUCUUCUACAAGGACUGCCACUUUCUGGCGGUGGACAAGCCGCGGGUAAGACCGCCACUUAAAAGUGGAUCCGAUAGGGUCAGCUUCAACAAGAGCAAGGAUGAGCAGGAACGUCUCUCCGUGAUGAUUCUCGGCAUGGACAGCCUGUCGCACCUGAAUUUCCUGCGGCAGAUGCGCCAGACAGCGAACUAUGUCCGGAAGCAUCUGUCCCACGUGGAAUUGUGGGGCUACAACAAGGUGGGCGACAACACUUUUCCCAACCUUGUGCCAUUGCUGAGUGGAUUGGACGAUCAGGAACUGAACUUGGCCUGUACUCCGAAAACGCUAAGGUCCUACGACAGAUGCUCGUUUAUUUGGAAACGCUACCAGCAGCAAGGCUAUCGCUCCAUUUUCGCCGAGGAUGUGGCCCUGCUCUCGGCUUUCAAUUACAACCAGAACGGAUUCAGGAAGCAGCCCACGGACUACUACCUGCGGCCCAUGAUCAUGGAGAUGGAGAAGACGCUGGCCUUCAAGAAGGACCUCAACAUGCACUUGUGCAUGGGCAGCCGGAGGACUGCGGAUGUGCUGCUGGAGUACAUGAGGAAACUGGUGCCCCGGUUGAGCACGGAUCUCUUCUUCUCCUUCUUCUGGACGGUGGCUCUAACACACGACUACUUCAACUUUCCCUCGCUUCUGGAUCAGGCCAUGUUGACCCAACUGACGCAGCUGCAAGAUUCCGGAGUGCUUAAUCGGACCGUGGUAAUGCUGUUGUCCGAUCAUGGACUGCGAUGGGGCUCCUUUCGUCGAACCUACCAGGGAAUGAUGGAGGAGCGCCAGCCCCUGAUGAUGGUGUUGUACCCACCCUGGAUGAACGAGCGGUAUCCGGAGGCCAUAGCCAACCUUAGGCUAAAUGCCCGCAGGCUGACCACCCCUUUUGACGUCCAUGCGACAAUGCUGCAGCUACUGAAGCUGGGGAACCUGGAGGCGGAUCAGUUGCUGCGCAGAUCAGCGGAGCUGGAUGAGCCGGACAGCACGCUGCCCAGAGGCAUCAGCUUGUUCCUGCCCAUCCCGGCGGCGAGGACCUGCGAGCAGGCGGGCAUUGCCGCCCACUGGUGCACGUGUCACCAGCGCCAGGAGCUGCAGACGAACGAUCCCCGGGUGCAGCGGGCUGCGCGUUAUUUGGUGCGCCUGAUCAACAACCGGCUGAAGGACAGCUCGCAGUGCAGGACGCUCUACCUGAACUCCAUACUGCAGGCUCUUAUUGCGGCGCCCCACUCGAAGAUCGUGAAGAACAUAUCCACGGACUACGCGGUGGACAUCACCCUGCGACUGCAGACGAAGCCCGGACUGGGCGUCUUCGAGUCCACGGUGCGGAUGACGGGCUACACGACCGUUCUCACGGGCACCAUCAGCCGGCUGAAUCUGUACGGAAGCCAGAGCUACUGCCUCAACGAUCCGGCCCUGAAGAUGUUCUGCUAUUGCCACAGAUAAGGCGACCAUGAAAAUGGGCUCCUUCGUUAUGGGGUGUUUGACGUCAAAGACUUAAACCCAUUAACGUAGCCUUAGCCAUAAAACCUAGUUUAUUUCUAUGAAAUAGCCGAAGUUUGUAAAAAAUAUUAAUCCAAUUUUAGCCUUGCCGUAAGAAGUUACAAGUCUUAUGCACCUAAAUAGUCUCGUUAGUGUAGCGGUUUUUGUUUACUUCCCAUUUACUUUGAGGACAAUAAACUGAAUAAACUAAUAUUCGUAA
Molecule: messenger RNA, 2750 nt
Organism: Drosophila biarmipes
Lineage: Eukaryota; Metazoa; Arthropoda; Insecta; Diptera; Drosophilidae
Exons: 2
Coding region: 377-2494 (705 amino acids)
Source: RefSeq, a predicted model, not a curated record